This is a messenger RNA of Cololabis saira (Pacific saury), 3648 nucleotides long. RefSeq names its product nucleolar protein 8 (gene nol8). Bases 119 to 3601 code for a protein of 1160 amino acids. NCBI's taxonomy places the organism in Eukaryota, Metazoa, Chordata, Actinopteri, Beloniformes, Belonidae. The transcript is spliced from 18 exons. Gene Ontology annotation, molecular function: RNA binding. The record is from RefSeq and is a predicted model, not a curated record.
UAGCACCAGCCGGGUACAUGUGAGCUUCCUCCCUGGUGCAGUGAGGGCGUUGCCGUGGAUACGCAGUGAGGGCGUUGCCGUGGAUACGCAGUGAGGGCGUUGCCGUGGAAACGCAGCGAUGCGGCGCCUGUACGUGGGCGGCCUGAGCCACGCCAUCACCCAGAAGGACCUGAAGGAUCGGUUCGGGAAGUUCGGAGCCGUGGAGGACGUGGAGCUGCGGACCAGGAGGGACGACGAGGGAGUUCCUUACAAAACCUUCGCCUACAUCAACAUCGACGUUUCAGACGCCGACCUGAAGAAAUGUUUGACGGUUCUCAACAAGUCCAAGUGGAAAGGAGGAACGCUGCAGAUCGAAACGGCCAAAGAGAGUUUCCUGCACAAGCUGGCUGAGGAGCGGCAGGAGACAGCAGCGGCGGCGGAGCGGCGUCUGCAGGUUCCCUCCGCCGAGGACGGGGGGCGGAGCCUCCUGGAGUCGCUGAGCGGCGCCGGGGUGGACAACUUCACCAUGAAGGCAGCGGUGCCGGGGACGGAAGUACCGGGACACAAGGACUGGGUGGUCAGUAAGUUCGGCCGCGUCCUGCCCGUCAUGCAGCUCAGCCGGCAGAAGGGCAGCCGGGCCCGGACCGUGACCUACGACCCGUCCAAGUACAGCCACAACAUCCGGCGGCUGGACCGGGCCGCUGAGGCCGAGGCCCCGCCCACCCCCGUCACGCAGCUCACCUGGGCGGUGGGGGGGGGCGACGAUGACAUCAGCAAGAAGAGGCGGGGCGAGUUCCCCCCCUACGACCCUCCCAGGCCCAAGAAGAGCAAAUCGGACCUCAACUCCCAUGAUGCUUUGGGCAGAACCAGACGGGUCCAGACUCCGGUCCAGACCCCAGUCCAGACGCCGGUCCAGACCCCAGUCCAGACGCCGGUCCAGACGCGGGUCCCGGGCCCCGCCGGAGCCCGUCGGCUGACCAACGGCUCCGGGCCGCCCGCCAACCGCAGACUGGCGCCGAGGUAUCCUGACAGCGACUCGGACGAGGAAAUCCGCCGGCUGGUUGCAGCUCAGCAGAAUUCCCAUGAUGCACUGCAGCAGCGGGAGGAGGAGGAGGAGGAGGAGGAGCUGGAGGUGGUGGGGCUGGACUUCCUGCAGAAGUCUUCACACAGAGGUGAUGAAGACGAGGACGGAUACGACUCGGCCGACACGGACGAGCUGCUCACGUCACGGAGGAAGAGUCCUCCUCUUCCUCUUCUUCCUCCUGGGAGGCUGUCGAACCAAACGGAAGAGAGGAAGACAAAGAAAUGUGAAGAGGAGGAGGAGGAGGAGGAGGAGUGUGUAGAGGUCUCCUCUGGGAAACCUUCAUCCACACGACGAAAAGAGGAUUCCAGUAAAAACGGUCGGAGUAAGAAGAAAACCGUCGUACCGGAGCUGAAACCUUCCCCGGUGCCAGCCAGUGAUGAAGAGGAUGAUGAUGAUGAUGAUGAUGAUGAUGAUGAUGAUGAUGAAGAGCAGUCGGCGGGCUCGGACUUGGACUACGACACCAUGUUCUCCAACGUCACCCAUCUGGAGAUCUCCUUCUCCGACCUGCAGAAGCUGGCCGAGGACGCCCAGCGGGCGGAGGAAACUCCCAGCAUGCCUUGCUCCGGGCCGGCGGGGCCGGCGGGGCCGGCGGGGCGACCCGCCCCCAAGAAGGGAACCACCCCCGAGGAGAUCCUGGCCGCCCUGCUGGGGGACGACGGCAGCGACGACGACGACACGGGGAGGAAGAAGAAGAAGAAGAAGAAGAAGGUGGCGGCGUCGACGCCUCUGCCGGCCUUCCGGGGGACGAAGUUCCUGGAGGAAGAGGAGGAGGAGGAAGAGGAGAAGAAAGAAGAGGAGAAGAAGAAGAAAGAGGAGAAGAAGAAGAGCCACCAGGCAGAAGCUUCAUCCUGCAGCGACGACGAUGACGGAGGAAAGAGUAAGAAAAGGAAGAGGAUGGUGGCGGCGUCGACGCCGCUGCCGGCCUUCCGGGGGACAAAGUUCCUGGAGGAAGAGGAAGAGGAGGAGGAGGAGGAGGAGGAGAAGAAGAGCCACCAGGCAGAAGCUUCAUCCUGCAGCGAAGACGAGGGUGGAGAAGAAGAUUCAGGGGAAGCUGAAGCUCGUUCUCCUCAGCAAGGCCGGUCCUCGUCCAGCGAGGAGGAAGAGGAAGAGGAGGAUGAGGAGGAAGAUCAGGCCCCGCCCCCCCAGAAGGCCCCGCCCCCCCGGCCAGCGCUAGCAGCUGAGGAAGAGGAGGAGCUGCAGAGGAAGGCUAACCUGAGGCGGCUAGCGGCUCUGCAGCAGAAACAGAAAGAAGCUGAAGAUCAGAAGAAGCUGAUCCAGGGAGCUCUGACCUCACUGGACGCUCCGGCCUCCCGAGGAGGGAAGCACAUCGUCUUCGGUUCUGAGGAUGAAGAUGAUGAAGACGAGGGGCUGGCUGCCGCGUCCAAGACCAGCCUGAAGCACGACAGCCAAUCAGGAGACGGGACGCCGGCCGGUCAGAGCUCCAGGAAACAGGAGCGUCUCGGCCCGCAGCUGUUCGGCGGCAGCGAGGAUGAGGAGGAGGAGGGAGGUGAUGAAGAGAAGGACAGGUUCAGCAUCAGACCUCAGUUCCAGGGCCCGGCGGGUCAGAAGCUGAUGGCUCUGCAGAGCCGCUUCGGGACGGACCAGCGGUUCCGGAUGGACUCACGCUUCCUGGAGGACGAGGAGGAGGAAGAGGAGGAGGAAGAGGAGGGUGCAGAGACGCCGGCGCCGGGAGCCGAGGUCCUGGAGGAGGAGAAGAAGAAGAAUCUCUCCAUCGUCCAGAGCGUCCUGGGCGGCGGCUCGCAGGCUAGCAGCGGCGGCGGCGCCGCUACGCCGGCCAAGGCCAAGAAGUUCAGGGACGCGGCGGCGCUGCACUACGACCCCAGCAGGGAGGAACACGCCGCCUUCGAGACCAAGACGGACGAAGCCAAGAAGGAGAGCAAGGCGUCCCGGAGGAAGAAGAGGGAGGAAGCUCAGAAACUCCCCGAAGUCCCCAAAGAAAUCUACUACGACGUCUCCGGGGACCUGAAGGCCGUGUUCGGCGCGGGGAAGGACGAGGCCGGCGGCGACGAGGAGGAGGAAGAGGAGGAAGAGGAGGAGGAGAACUGGGACCAGCGGGAGGAAGAGGAGGGUGAAGCCGAGGAGGAAGAGCAGACGCCUGAUCCCAGCUCCAAGACGGACGAGUCAGGGGGAUUCAAGUUCUCCUUCUUCGCCGAGGCGGCGGCGGGGAGCGGGGAGGCAGCAGCCGAGUACCAGGCGGAGAACAUCCCGGCACCGAGGUUGUCAUGGCAACGGGACAGCAGCUCCGACGAGGAGGGGGAGGAGCCAGAGCUGGAGGGGGCGGAGUUAAGCAGCGCCGCAACGGGAACCACAGAAGACGCGGCGUCAUCGAAGGCCGGAAGAUUCUUCUUCCACCUGGAGGACGGCAGACUGACGGACGGGCCGAGCUGGUUCUGUCCGUCCGUCCAGCUGGAGGAGGAGAGGGAGCAGUGGGAGGAGAGGAGGAGCGCGCUCAGACAGGAAUAUCGUAAGAAGCACAAAGACGCCCGGAGGAGGCUGACGGUGGCGCUGAGGAGCUGAGCAUCAUGGGAAGGGAGGGAGCUGAGCAUCAUGGGAAGGGAGGGAGC